CCCGCUACACAUUGUCGCCACACUUUUCCCGGAAAUCUCCAUUUAUUUCCUGCUGCCGUUUACUCCUGUGUUUCGUCACCUAUUCUGUCCGUCCAGUUUCAUACUCGGAUUAGCUUGCGUUUUCUUGCUGAAAAUUUGUAAACCGCGAUCAUAGACUGAAGGACUACCUCGCUACCUAACAUCGUUUCAGAGACUCAUCAUCCGAUUCAGGCUCAUCUGUCAAAAUUGAAACAACUGAAGCCAAUGUAGGAAGUCCAGCUGACGAAAGUCCCGAUAAUCCUCCACAGCCUAGCUGUUCUUUGCCACCGGAAUCUGUCGAUCAGCUAGCAGUGGUGUUCCCCAGAAUCUCGCGGGCACGUUUGCGAGAAUACUUACAUCUAGCCAAUGGGAAUGUCCAAUGGGCCUCGUCUCUGAUUCUGGAAGGCAUGGAAGUCGCCAAUGAAAUAAAUUCGACAAGGGAUGAAGAAAAUUCAUUAUCCUCGUCAGACGCGGACGAUGAGGAUACAACACAUGAAGCGGCAUCUACCAGUCAUCUAGGUAUCGAUCCAACUAAAAGCGUUUGUACGCAAGCAGAAGAGGUGUCAGUAAGACCGGUAACCGUUGAAGUACCGUUGGCGGCUACAGUGUGUGGUCCGAAUGAAGAAACCGCUACCGAUGAGCCACAAGCUCAAGAAGAAACAAAAGGGAUACGUAUUUCUCGGGAGUUUAUAAAAGAAGCACAUGAGCUGUAUUCAUACUCUUCCGGACUGACAGCCGUAGAACUUUCUCCAGAAGCCGUACCUGAUUUCCUUUUCGACGAAUGGUCUCCUGAACCCGAACUAGUGCGUGCAAUCUAUCAAAGUUUUAUGCGCUAUUUGGGAGUACUGAACGGACAAACAACUGCUGUUCCACGCAGAUCACCUGACCACAUUUCCCACCCAUCCUCUCUCAGAUUGCCUUCUCGCCGAGGCAGAGGACGACAUUCUCCAUAUGUUGACCGCGGAGACCAUUUUUCCGCAAUAGUGCAACAAGACGAAGCGCUGUAUCGCUCCGUGCAAGAUUUUCGUUCUUCUUUGGAUGCACCGGUUGUCCGUCGUAUCAUCGAUCGAUUGCUGAAGAAAGUGCCUGGCAUCCAGCGAUCAACGGUAGAAGAGGCGUUUGUUCGUAACGAUUUCAGUGAAAUCCUGACCGAACGCGAUUUGCUAGAAACCUACCAGCAAUUGCGUACUAGUCCUUCUAAGUCAGAAGGAAGUUUGGACUCCAAACACACCACUAUCUCGGGAUCACCAAACGUUCAAAACGAGGACCUUAGUUUGAAGGAAAUACAGGAUGAGGAGGAAGCUGUACGUCGUUCUGUCGAAGACCAGCGCCCAAACCUUCAACCAUUGGCUGUUCAGCUUUCUCUUUGCCGGUUGAAAUCACAGUUUCCUGGAAUUGAUGCAAAGCAACUGGAGACACUACUGAUAAAGUUUGAUCUAAAUGAAGAGAGUUUGGUGAACCAACUGACCAAAGAUGGGUUUGCAAUCCAGCCGGUAUCCCCUCUAAUCUCUACGGACCCGCAGGACUUACAACAGUCCUUCUCAGACGAUACCUACAAAGAAACACCUCAGCUAAUUGACGAACAGGUUGGGAUAGUGCGACAGCGUAUUGGCAAUAUCCGCCAACGACUCUAUCACCAGAAGGACAAGAGAAUCAGUGACUAUUACGCAUCCGAGCUCAACAGCCUUCAUUGCCAGCUGCGUCCCCUACUGCUCAAACGGGCUACAAUUCUGAUUAGCAACAGAGCAAAAGAAUUUGAGAGACAGUUGCUUCAGGAAGGUGAUGCGCCGGCUGUAGCGUCUUCAAAGGCUGCGGCCUACAUAGAUUUACACGGCUUGGAUAAAACGUGCGCUUUGACGGUACUUCGGCUACAGCUGACAAAAGUUGAAGCGAAAUUGAACAGCUCACGGAUUCCGGGAUGUUGUCCCAGCUCGUGUGCCAUAGUGAUCACCGGCCGUGGAGGAAGUUCCUCAACGGAUCCAGUCCAAACAUCUCCGGUGCUUCGACCCGCGGUAAUCAACUACUUCCACACUAACGGGUAUGAGUUCAGCGAGAGGUAUACCACGGGUUCUGGCUACUUCACUGUACAUCUGCCCGGUAAAAAGUCCAAACGCGGAAACGAACUAGGACCUCCUGACGCCUAUUAGCCUGUGUACCAUAACCUUAUUUCUGCCAAUCUCUUCCGCAGGUGAUUUUUUCUUGUUUCCGCGUAUCCAUACUUAUCGAACGAACGCAAAAAACUGCCUAGAGUUCGCUUUUUGGUGAAUGUCCCCCCACAGGUUAUGUCGAGUACUUAGCUUCACUACAGUUCAUGUGAGCACUCAAUUUGAAAUCGAUAGUUU
This is a messenger RNA of Opisthorchis viverrini, 2360 nucleotides long. RefSeq lists its product as hypothetical. The coding region runs from base 426 to 2165 and encodes 579 amino acids. The record is from RefSeq and is a predicted model, not a curated record. Lineage: Eukaryota; Metazoa; Platyhelminthes; Trematoda; Opisthorchiida; Opisthorchiidae. The transcript is spliced from 9 exons.